UGAGCGUGCGUCAAGCCGUGCGCGUGUACAUGUGUCAUAUAAUUCCAUAGAGGGGAUAAAUUCAUCCAACUGACAACUGACAUUUGAAGUCAACUGAAUCGAAAUGACAUUCCUACCGCAGGUAGAAAAUUGACGCCACUUUGAUUUGUCGUCGCGAAGCAGGAAGAUAAAGUUUGAUCACAGAAAGAACAGAUUAGGAAGUGGAGGAUGUCAUCGAAGCGCUCUGAGCGCGCGCCUCCAUAUCGUUCAUAGACCGAAAAAAAGUUCCAAUACUUGGGUUGUUUAGUAACAUGUAUGCGAGAUGGAAACUUCUCAUCUUCCCAGGUUUUGUGGUCACGUUUUUCGUAAUCAUCUACUUGGACGGUCAACUGCGAUCGCGUCAUCACAGAGGUCCGCUGCCGGGUCUGUUCCAGCGGUCCAUCCAGGAGGCGCGGGCCCCGGGGAGGGACGCGCCGAGCCCGGCCAGCGUCCUGGCACCACGCCGUGACCUUCUCCCCGGGAGAAACAGUGCUCCCGAGCGCAGGUUCGUCGACCAGUCGCAGCUGAAGUUGGCUGAUAUAUUCUUGGCGGUGAAGACGAGUGGUAAAUUCCAUAAGACUCGUCUGGCCCUUCUCAUGGAGACGUGGAUAGCGCGGACCAAGACGCACACAUAUAUUUUCACAGACACCAAAGAUGAAGACAUCUCAUCUGAAGGCUUUAACCUGGUGGUAACAGACUGUCUGUCGGACCACAGCCAGCAGGCUCUGUCCUGCAAGAUGUCUGCUGAGUAUGACCACUUCAUGGCGUCUGACAAGAGGUGGCUGUGUCACGUGGACGACGACAACUACGUCAACGGGGAGGGGCUCCGGGCGCUGCUGGCCUCCUUCCCCCAGGACGGCAGCUUCUACGUGGGCAGACCCAGCCUGGACCGGCCCAUCACUGCUCAUGAGCUGCUGGAGGACAACACCACGAGGGAGGUCAGUUUCUGGUUUGCCACAGGGGGCGCCGGCUUCUGUCUGAGCCGGCGGUUGGCAGAGAGGAUGCUGCCCUGGGCCCGCGGUGUGCGGUUCGAGCAGACCUCGGCCCGGAUCCGCCUGCCGGACGACUGCACCGUGGGCUUCAUCGUGGAGCGCAGGCUGGGGGUCUCGCUGGUCCAAAGCCCCCUCUUCCACUCCCACCUGGAGAACCUUCUGCUGCUCACCCCGGCAAGCAUACCUUGGCAGGCGACAUUGAGCUACGGCAUGUUUGAGAACAAGAUUAACAGCAUCGAACUGAAAGGAGCCUUCUCCAAAGAGGACGACCCCUCCAGAUUCAAGACUGUACACUGUAGGCUGUACCCCUUAACCAGUUGGUGUCCCUGAAUCACCCCAAAGGACUGCAUUUCCCACAGAACCCCUGGGCACAGUACCACCUUGUUAAGGACCUCGUCUUGUAAGAUGCCAGCACUUUCUGUAAAAAAAUUACAAGAUAUGUACUUAUCAAAUUUUUAGUUCAGUCAGUAUUAAAAUUGCUGUGGAUAACGUUUUAAUAUUUUUUAAAGAAUGAUACAAUUUUAUUGGGCCGAUGAAUGUACUAAGUACAACGCUGGACAGCUCGUAUUGUAAAUGUAUUGUAAAUAUGGUAUUGAAAAGCUCUAGGGAGGCCCAGUUUUACAUCGACUAGUAUGUUGACUGUUGGUCGUUGAGAAGCGCGAGCUAUGAUGAAAAGUACAUUUUCUGUUUUCUGUGUUUGGGGGGGUCUGAAACUGAAGACAGACCAACAUUCUGAGGUCACACACCGCCCCUCCUGGGUGGUAUCCAUAGCAACAGGAGGCACCAUCCAGCCAGUUCUCUUCAUAGGAAAUAUGUAUCAUAAAUCCUACCGAUGUACCAACCAACUUCUGAUGCAAUUAAGACAACCUCUUCCUUCCUGCUUUCAUUGUACAAUAUUUCCCCUGAGACAAAGCUCUGUGUAUAGUCUUACAUCAUAGAAGGGUCGAGAGCCUUUUUCUCUAAAAGGUAGACUCAAAGAAACUGUUUAGAAAACCUCUUCAUAAAGGCGUCUUUAGGGAAAAUAACUUGAGCUACUGAACCCCAGUCUCAGUGAUUCCAUAAUCUCCAGCUAGUUGCCUUGAUAAAGAACUUGUUAGAAUUUCAAGGCUGGUGACUUUCUGAGCAGUAUUACAAAAAAAUGAUUGUGUAAAUGUAGUUCAUGUUACUCCAGUCAAGCAAAUAAAUGAAUAAGACCACUUUUGUACCUCAUGUCUGCUUCCUUACUCUUUGGUAUUAUUUUAUGUGAUAUAUAUACUUUUUUUUUUUACCUUGUUGCCAUUAACACACAUUACCUGGUAACCC
Molecule: messenger RNA, 2312 nt
Organism: Gadus chalcogrammus (walleye pollock)
Lineage: Eukaryota; Metazoa; Chordata; Actinopteri; Gadiformes; Gadidae
Gene: mfng
Product: MFNG O-fucosylpeptide 3-beta-N-acetylglucosaminyltransferase
Exons: 8
Coding region: 291-1340 (349 amino acids)
Biological process (GO): regulation of Notch signaling pathway
Cellular component (GO): membrane
Molecular function (GO): O-fucosylpeptide 3-beta-N-acetylglucosaminyltransferase activity
Source: RefSeq, a predicted model, not a curated record